Molecule: messenger RNA, 2749 nt
Organism: Nothobranchius furzeri (turquoise killifish)
Lineage: Eukaryota; Metazoa; Chordata; Actinopteri; Cyprinodontiformes; Nothobranchiidae
Gene: akap17a
Product: A kinase (PRKA) anchor protein 17A
Source: RefSeq, a predicted model, not a curated record
GAGGUCAUAGUUCGGUGGAUGCGGAACUAGCAUGCAGUAGCAACCAAACAUGUCUGUGGUAGCGACUUGGUGUACAGUUUUGUGCUUAUACGGAUAGUUUUUGCUCCGCAGUGAUUUGCUCUGCUGGAAACCUCACGAUAUUUUUAUCAUUGUUUUUAUCAGGAUUCUAAUUAAUGUUGGCAUCUGCGUACUUUAGGAGGAAUGACCACCAUCGUCCACGACACCACAGAGGCAGUGUGUCUGUCUGCUGAGUACAACCUGUACCUGAAGCCCAUUGCCAAAAUGACCGUCAGUGUAGCUUUGCCUCAGCUCAAGCUGCCAGGCAAGAGCAUCUCCAACUGGGAGGUGAUGGAGAGGGUAAAGGCCAUGGUGGCUCCAGAGCAGUUUUCAGCUCUGCGUAUCUCCAAGAGCACUUUGGACUUCAUCCGCUUUGAGGGUGAAGUGGAAAACAAGACGGUGGUCAAGAGUCUGCUGAGUCGUCUGGAUGGAAAAACCAUCAAACUCAGUGGAUUUACUGAUGUCCUGAAGGUACGUGCAGUAGAAAACAAAAUGGAUUUCCCCACGCGCCAUGACUGGGACUCUUUUUUUCGAGAUGCAAAAGACAUGAACGAGACUCUGCCUGGAGAGAGGCCCGACACUAUCCACCUGGAAGGGCUUCCAUGUCGCUGGUUCAGCCAUAAGGAUAGCCAGUUCCCCGACCGGCCUUCAGAGGAUGUCCUCAUGUCUGUUUUUCAGACGUUCGGCAAGGUGCGACAUGUCGACAUCCCCAUGCUGGACCCCUACAGGGAGGAGAUGCUGGAUAAAAACUUCAGUACAUUCAGCUUUGGAGGUCAUCUGAACUUUGAAUCUUACGUUCAGUAUCAAGAAUACUGCGGCUUCACCAAAGCCAUGGACACGCUGCGUGGCAUGAAGCUGAUGCUGAAAGGAGACGAUGGAAAGGCGGUGGCGUGCAACAUCAAGGUGACCUUUGACACCAGCAAACAUCUUAGUGAUGCAGCCAUAAAGAGAAGGAGCCUAGAGAGGCAGAAACUGCAGGAGCUGGAACGGCAGCGAGAGGAGCAGAAACGACGGGAGAAAGAAGAGGAGGAGAGACGAAAGGAGGAGGAGAGGAAACAGAAGGAACAGGAAGAGGCGGAGAAGGAGAGGAGGAAAGAGGAGCGGUUACGCAAACGAGAGCAGAAGCUGCGGGAGAAGGAGGAGAGGAGGAACCUGAAGAAGGUGAAGAGGCAGCAGGAGCAGGAACAGAAAAAGCUGCAGGUGAAGAUCGCUAUGGAGGAGAGGAGGCUGCUGCUGGCUCAGCGCAACCUGGAAUCCAUACGACUCGUCGCCGAGCUGCUCGCCAGAGUAAAAAUGCUGAAGCAGCAGCAGCAGGAGAUCGAGAGAGCUGAACGUAAGGAGCGGGAAAGGCAGGAGCAGGCGCGACAAAAUGAGGAGCUGGCCCGCCUGCAGCAGCUGGAGGCCUGUCGGCGCAAGCAGGAGGAGGAGCUACGCCGAGUGGAGGUGGAGAAGCAUCGAGCGCUGGAGCUCCAACGCAGAGAGAAGGAGCUGAGGGAGAAGCUUCUGUGCAACCUGAUCAAGAAGAGCAGCGAGGAGGCAACUGAAGCUGCAGACGCGCAGGGCUGUGUUGGUCAUCUAACAGGGGUAGGGGCUUCUGAUUUGGGCGACGUGACGCUGGGGGCCAUGGGUCAGGUGAACGGCGUGAUGACGGAGGAAAGCAAGGAGAAGCAGGCUUCUAAACCCAACUCUGAGGUUUUAGGGAAAACCAAAUCCAAGGAGAAGAAGAGAGGCGUCGACAGGAAGGAAGAGUUGGUUCAGAGCAGGCGCAGCAGAGACGGAGCGAAGGGCCGCUGCCACCGAGUGAAACGCUCACACAGUCGUGGGAGGAGUAGGCGUUCUCACAGCUACAACAGAAGAAGAAGGAGCUCAAGUUACCGCAGACGUAGUUACAGCCGUCACAGGAGGAGCAGUAGGAGGCGCAGCAGCUCCAGCUCCAGCAGAAGCAGGAGCAGCAGUGGGAGGAGCUACAGCAGGGGGAGGAGCCACCGGCACAGUCACCACAGAUACAGCAGACGUAGAUCUAGGAGCAGUAAUAAAAGCAGAGACCGCAGAAGUCCAAGCCAUCGGAGAUAUUGCCGACACAGCAGCAGCAGGGACAGAAGCUACUCCAGACGACGCUGACGGCCUCCACGCGGUCGUUCACUCACGCUUUCUAAGUGUUUUUGAUCCGUUCGAUUAAAAAGUAUUCAUACUUGUUCUGAAAGACAAAAUGAUUUCUUUUAAAAUAAACCGAAAAGGUUCAACAUCUGGUUUAGUAAGAGUGGAUUAAGGAAUUUUUGUCGACUGAAACCUGCUUUGGAACAUUUCUGCUUUUUUUGUCGCCUGAAAAGAACAAGAAACCAUAAAGCUUUAAGAAAAGGAGAAAAAAAAUCUCUAUUUUAUGUUUGAUGUAACAAGCCUACUCAGUCACAGCUGCAGCGUCACUAAAACACAAACUCCGCUCUCAGCAUGAAGUUUUAAACGUCCUCGAAUGCUUUUUAUGGAACAAGUGUGCUCGAUUUAAGCAUAAAACAAACAUGUUUUUUUAAACCUAAAGAAGCCUGUAUUUCUGUUGAAACGUCUUCAUUCAUUCAUUAAAUUGUAGAAACUUUGAAAAGGUCUAAUUUACUGAAACAAUUUUGUUGUUCAUGCUUGUGAUCUUCUAGAACAUGUCUUGGAAAACACUGGAAGUGAUUAAAAAUAAAAAUGUAAA